AAUCACAUUCUAUCGAGCCUGGCCCAUUUCCAUCGCUAAAAUCUAAAACCCUAACAUUUGUUUGUAGCAGCAGGUGGAGGUAAGCCAUGGAAGAAGCUGAAGCUCCAUCACAGGAAUGCAAAGAUGCACAGUCUAUAUCGUAUCUUCUCCCGACUCUCUGUUUCUCCUGCAAUCUCAAGAUCCUUCCGAGAAGCUACAACCGGUGACAUAAGAAUCGCUUCAAAUGGUCUUGAAUCCUUGAGAAUUACGAGCUCGAAAUUAUUCUCUUCGAAAUCGGGCGAUGGUCGAAAUGAAGAAGAUGCGUGGUCUAAAGGAUGGAAGACCACUGGUUCGUCAACAGAAUCCAACGAGAGCUCCGAUUUAGGUUGGGACUCUGUGUCGUCGUGGUCUACUGGUCUGACCAAGGAGCACUUCGACGGUGAAGCCAUCGGCCGGCAGGUUUCUCCGGGGAAAGGUGAUGUCGUGCCGUUAUCGCCGUCGAUGUCUUCGGAGGACAUUGAUGAGGUGGCAGAGUUGGAGAAAGAGAACCGGAAGAGCAGAGAGUUUGUUGAUGGAUGGGGUGAGCGGAUGAAGGAGAUGAAUGUUUUGUUGAAGCAGGUGAGAGAGCCCGGUUCUAGGGGUUCGUAUCUGAAGGAUUCUGAGAAGGCUGAAAUGUAUCGGUUGCAUAAGGAGAAUCCCGAUGUGUAUACGAUUGAGAGAUUGGCGAAGGAUUACCGUAUAAUGCGGCAGAGGGUACAUGCGAUUCUGUGGUUGAAGGAGCUUGAGGAGGAAGAGGAGAAGAAGCUUGGGCACCCGUUGGAUGAUUCUGUUGAGCUUUUGCUUGAUGCUUGCCCUGAGUUCUUCAAAUCUCAUGAUAUGGAAUUCCAUGUUGCUUCCCUUCCUUACAAACCUGAUUUCAAGGUCAUGCCCGAGGGCUGGGACGGCACUGCCAAAGAUCCCGAUGAAGUUCAUUUUGAGAUAUCUAUGAAGGAAGAUGAAAUGUUAUAUCAGGAAUUUCUACAAAAGAUGAACUUCAAUAAGAAAAAGAUGGCUGGGGAGGUUAAAUGCCACAAAUACAGCAGGAGACGCCCUUCUGAAGGCUGGAACUUCACUGUUGAGAAACUGGGUCCACGUGGGAAACGAGGAGGUGGAGGUGGUUGGAAAUUUGUGAGCUUACCAGAUGGAUCUAGCCGACCAUUGAAUGAAAUGGAGAGAAUGUAUGUGAAGAGGGAAACUGUACGCCGCCGCCGUAAGAUCCUUCCUUGAUGAACUUUUCUCACUUAAACCAGAUAGGGUUAUGAAGGUGAUGAGACAUGUUCGUUUGUUUUCUACAUCUUGAGUUUCUUUCAUUUCCACAUCUAUUCAUACCCUAUGUACAAACGGCCAAAGAUGUGUUUCCACCAUCUUUAUCAUUCUACCCUCUCCCC
Telopea speciosissima is the source of this 1406-nucleotide messenger RNA. RefSeq names its product protein GAMETE CELL DEFECTIVE 1, mitochondrial. The coding region runs from base 124 to 1245 and encodes 373 amino acids. The record is from RefSeq and is a predicted model, not a curated record. The transcript is spliced from 4 exons. Lineage: Eukaryota; Viridiplantae; Streptophyta; Magnoliopsida; Proteales; Proteaceae.